GGAGGGAGGCAGGUCGCUCUCGCUCUCGCUCUCGCGUCCGGUAUCCAUCGAAGGUUUGGUCUCCUCAGCCGACGAGAAGAAGAGCAGGUCAAUUAGGGUUACGGUGAGCAGGUCAAUUAGGGUUAGGGUUUCGGAGGCGUCGGCGGAGAGGAGAUGGGAGCCGACAAGGGGAAGAAGUCGAAGGUCGCGGAGGAAGGAGCCGAGGGUGCGGAACCCGAGCAUAUCGACGGCGAGCUCGUCCUCUCCAUCGAGAAGCUCCAGGAGAUCCAAGACGAGCUGGAGAAGAUCAAUGAGGAAGCAAGUGAUAAAGUUUUUGAGGUGGAACAGAAAUACAAUGAGAUUCGUAGACCUGUCUAUGUCAGGAGGGCUGAAAUCAUCAAACAUAUCCCUGACUUCUGGUUAACUGCGUUCUUGAGUCAUCCUGCUCUUGGCGAUCUAUUAUCAGAAAAGGACCAGGAGAUUUUCAAGUUCAUGCGUUCAUUAGAUGUUGAAGACUUUAAGGAUAUGAAGACAGGCUACUCCAUUACAUUCAACUUCUCCAAUAACCCAUAUUUUGAGGACACAAAACUGACAAAGACAUAUUCAUUCACUGAUGAAGGAACAACCAAUGUAACUGGCACAACAAUCAAGUGGAAGGAGGGCAUGGAACAUAUUGCCAAUGGUGAUGCUCAUAAGAAGAAGGGGAACAAACGGCUCUUUGCUGAGGAAAGUUUCUUCAGUUGGUUUAAUGACAAUCAAGAAAAGGACCUCUCAGAAGGAGUUAUGGAUGAGGUGGCUGAGAUAAUCAAGGAAGACCUCUGGCCCAAUCCCUUAAAAUACUUUAACAAUGAAGCUGAUGAGGAUGACUUUGAUGGAGAGGAAGAUGAUGAAGAGGAAACUGAUGAGGAGGAUGGUGACGAUGAAGAGGACGAAGAAUGAGAUCUUUGCUGAUGACCACCUUGAUUGUGUGCAUUUGGCCUUCUACAGCUGCUCCCGUGCAGGAUCAAGACCAAGUUUAUAUAGUCAGUAGAAAGACUGAGUGCAGAAUGCUUCCUAGUUGCCAUCACUUUGAUAUGUUAGAUUGUAUCUCCUUGCCAAAUGUUUGAUAUGAGGUUGAGAAUUGUGUACUGAUAGCUGUGUUAGUCGAAUUUCACUAUAUUGGAUGCAUAAUUUCAUAGCAAUUUCACAUUAUAUUUUCUGA
Molecule: messenger RNA, 1180 nt
Organism: Musa acuminata AAA Group (dessert banana)
Lineage: Eukaryota; Viridiplantae; Streptophyta; Magnoliopsida; Zingiberales; Musaceae
Product: NAP1-related protein 2
Exons: 10
Coding region: 154-918 (254 amino acids)
Biological process (GO): nucleosome assembly
Cellular component (GO): chromatin; nucleus
Molecular function (GO): histone binding; chromatin binding
Source: RefSeq, a predicted model, not a curated record